AUAAGGUUUAUUGUUCACAGUAGACUAAAUUAAUUUUGCAAAAAAAAUAAAAGAAACCCUCUUUGAAUUCAGCACCUGUAUACAUUAUACUGUAUACAAAACAAAUAUGAGAAGCACAUUACAGUGUAAUCCACAAAAACACCUCAAGUGCUUCCAGUAUCUACAAUCAUUCAGCCACAGCAUCAUGUCUACGUGCUGGGUCAGGCCACAGGACUUCAUCCACAUCACAGGCCAUAUUUGCCCUGGCCAAGCAACGGGGGUAAAACCCCUGGCGGCCAGAUCCAGGCUUAUACUGAUUUCCUCACAUCAUUAGCCACUAGUGUGAUCAGAUUUAAGUGGUUGUGUUUAAGCUGUGACACCUGUGCUUCAAAUUUGUUUAACUUUUUCUACCUGUGCUUAUCAUUAUGCAACACAAGUGCAUCACAGUGUAACAUGUGUUUUAGUGAGUGAGAAUGUGUUUGAAGUUGUGUCUAACAGGUGAAAAGUGCUUAUGGUUUGGCCAAAAGAGUGACUGAUUCAAUACAUUGGUUCAGGCCGAUAAGAAUUUUGUUCAGACAAUAGGGUUUAGUGUUUUAGCAAUUGAGAAAUACUGUAAUGUUGGAUCAGUUCUGUGUUUUUAACCUUAGACUGUAUAUGAAGCAGCAUUAGUUUUUACCCGGGUCACAUUAAACUGUGACUGUCAUCAGAGGAUCACUCAGUUUGUUUUAUUUACUCAAAGUUUCUGUAACGACCUCAUUAAAUAAUCCACUCCUCACUGUAAUGCAAACAUCUUUACACGCAUCAUAACACACACACACACACACACACACACACACACACACACACACACACACACACACACACACUCACACAUGCUGAGAGCAGUUCCAGCAGAGUGACUCAACCUGCUGUCAGUCAGGACGAGACGUGGGCAGGGCUGCAGGGGAGAACAUGAGAAUAGUAAACUAUGAAGGAGGAAGAACGAGGGAGAAUGCUUCAGAGUUUCACACUGCUGCAGGAGGUACGACACACACAGAGGGAGAGAGAGAGAGAGAGAGAGAGAGAGGACGAGUAUCACAGGGCUCCAGGUGGAACUACACAGGGAGAGACGUGGACAGACAGAGAAAGAGAGAGAGAAAGGAAUAGAGAGAGAAAGAGAGGGAGAGACAGACAGAGAGAGUAUGGCCGGGGAUGCUCUCGUCCUCUGUCUGCACGCCUCUCUCCUCCUUCUCGUCCUGGAGAUUGGAUGUGUUUCUGCAGACGGCAUCGAGGUGGAGAGAGCGACAGCUUCGGGAGAUUUCAUCAUCGGAGGGAUCUUUCCUCUUCAUGAAGAUGUUGAUAAGGAGAACAUCUCCUUUGAGCCUCACCUGAAGCCCUGUAUCAGGUUUGAGGGGAGGCGUCUGGUGAAGAUUCUGGGAAUGAUCAACGCCAUAGAGACAGUGAAUCGCUCGCCCCUGCUGUCGGAUCUAAACGUGACUCUGGGCUAUCACAUUCUGGACUCGUGCUCAGACGUGGGCACGGCUCUGAGAGCCACAGCAGAGUUCAUGCAGCAGAGCGACUGCUCCACCUCCACCUGCGCUCAGCCCGUCAUGGCUGUGAUCGGAGCGUCUCAUUCUGAGACAUCCAUCGCCAUGGCCCGGCAGCUGACCCUGAAGAUGAUUCCUCAGAUCAGUUAUUCAUCCACCGCUGUCAUCCUGAGUGAUAAGGCCCGCUUCCCGGCCUUCAUGAGGACCAUCCCCAAUGACGAGCAUCAGACCGCCGCCAUGACAAGCCUGCUCAGCAGCUUUGGCUGGAGCUGGGUGGGAAUCGUGACCACGGACGGAAACUACGGCCAGUCGGCUCUGGACCACUUCGUUUCUCAGGCGUCUCUGAAGGGGAUCUGUGUGGCCUUCAAAUCCGUCUUACCUCAGUCUGUCACCAGUCCAGACAACUCCCUUGCAAUCAGGGACACCGUUGAAACCAUCAUCAAGAACCCCAAGGUGCAGGUGAUUGUGUCCUUCGUCAAGCCCACGCACAUGAUGGACCUCUUCCUGGAGCUGCGGGACCAGACGCUGAGAGCCGGACAGAGCAUGGAGUCCAUGAAGAGAGUGUGGGUGGCCAGUGACAGCUGGUCCACCUCCGGAUCUCUGAAAGGGAACCUGACUCUGGACGACAUCGGACCUGUUGUGGGCUUCACCUUUAAAAGUGGAGACCUGUCCUCAUUCAACGAGUACCUGAGCCAGCUGGAGGCAGCCGGACCUGAGUCUACGAGGAACAACUCCUUCAUUCAUGAGUUCUACGUUCACCUGAACUCCAGCAGACACUCAGGAGACCCUGAGCUAGUCUCCAGAGCUGUGUCUAAACUCAGAGAGCAUGCCUACGCCGACGCCAUCUUCAACGUGGAGAUGGCUGUGAGUGCCAUCGCUCAGGCCGUGGCCUCCAUCUGCAGGGAAAGAGACUGCAAGACCCCGAGAGCCGUGCAGCCCUGGGAGGUGCUGAGAGCUCUGCGGAUGGAGGAGUUUAAACUUCGAGGACAAAGCUACAAGUUUGACGGCAGAGGAGACAUGAACUUGGGAUACGAUGUGUGCAUGUGGAGGUCUCAGAGAGGACACGAUGUGGUGGCCGAGUAUCAUCCUCACAACAACAGCUUCACCGUCACCAACAGCAUCACCACCCAAGAUCUGCACCUCCUCAGGCUCGUCGUCUCUCGAUGCUCAAACAGCUGCGUCCCCGGAGAGUUCAAGAAGACAGCUGAAGGUCAACACACCUGCUGCUACGAAUGCAUCAACUGUACCGAGAACUACUACUCCAACAACACAGAUAUGGACCAGUGUCUGAGCUGUGACGUGGACACUGAGUGGUCUCCUCAGGGCAGCUCCGGCUGUAACCUCAAAGUCCUGCUCUUCUUCUCAUGGCAGGACGGCUUUGCCAUCGUCCUCCUGGCGUUCUCAGUGCUUGGUAUCAUCCUGGCUCUGCUGGUCUCGGCACUGUUCCUGCAUCAGCGGGACACACCUGUGGUGAAGGCCGCGGGGGGGCCGCUGAGCCAGGCCAUCCUGUUCUCUCUGGUGGUCAGUUACGUCAGCGCCAUGCUGUUCGUGGGCCGGCCCAACAGGCUCCAGUGCAAGGCUCGACAGGUGCUGUUCGGCAUCAGCUUCACUCUGUGCGUGUCCUGCAUCCUGGUGAAGACCCUGCAGAUCCUGCUGGCCUUCCAGUUCAACCCCGGGCUGCAGCGCGCCCUGAGGAGGCUCUACCAGCCCUACGUGGUCGUCAGCAUCUGUGUGGCAUUACAGGCGGCCACCUGCAUCUGCUGGCUGGUUCUGAAAAGUCCAUUUAGCACCACCAUCAAACUUCCCACCGAGCUGCUGGAAGACUGUGAUGAGGGCUCGAACCUGGCCUUUGGGGUGAUGCUGGGCUACAUCGCCGUCUUGGCUUUUGUGUGUUUCAUCUGCGCCUUCAAAGGACGUAAGCUGCCGCAGCACUACAACGAAGCAAAGUUCAUCACCUUCAGCAUGCUCCUCUACCUCAUCUCCUGGAUGCUCUUUGUUCCCGUCUACGUCACCACCACAGGAGUCUACCUGCCCGCCGUGGAGAUGGUGGUCAUCCUCAUCUCCAACUAUGGCAUCCUAAGCUGUCACUUCUUCCCAAAGUGCUACGUCAUACUUUUCAAAAAAGAGCAGAACACCAAGAGCGCGUUUAGGAAGAACCUGUACGAGUUCUCCAGCAGAAGCAGAGACACGGACUCAGGGGUCUACAUGUCAGAGAAACAGUCGAGUAAUUUCGUCUCCAUCAUCAGCGUCUCAUCUCUCUACUCGCCCUCAGCUCUGAACCCUGCUGAGGAGAGAGACUGCAGAGAGGAGACCUGCUGCUCUGGUUUACACAGACGAUCAACCAGCAGGCACUGCCUCAGACGGAGCACCAGCAUCUAACCCGACCUGUUCUACUGAUCCUUAAUGUGCAAUUUAUUUUUAUAAUAAAUAUUAUAUUUGAUAGCA
Notolabrus celidotus (New Zealand spotty) is the source of this 3950-nucleotide messenger RNA. RefSeq names its product G protein-coupled receptor, class C, group 6, member A (gene gprc6a). Gene Ontology annotation, cellular component: membrane. Gene Ontology annotation, biological process: G protein-coupled receptor signaling pathway. Gene Ontology annotation, molecular function: G protein-coupled receptor activity. NCBI's taxonomy places the organism in Eukaryota, Metazoa, Chordata, Actinopteri, Labriformes, Labridae. The transcript is spliced from 6 exons. Bases 1161 to 3884 code for a protein of 907 amino acids. The record is from RefSeq and is a predicted model, not a curated record.